This is a messenger RNA of Drosophila serrata, 1893 nucleotides long. Its product is annotated as fatty acyl-CoA reductase wat-like. Gene Ontology annotation, molecular function: alcohol-forming very long-chain fatty acyl-CoA reductase (NADP+) activity. Lineage: Eukaryota; Metazoa; Arthropoda; Insecta; Diptera; Drosophilidae. Gene Ontology annotation, cellular component: peroxisome. Gene Ontology annotation, biological process: long-chain fatty-acyl-CoA metabolic process. The record is from RefSeq and is a predicted model, not a curated record.
UUUUAUUUGUAAAACUAGUUAAAGUUUUAGAAGACUAUUUGAAAAUGUGUUCUAUAUCUUCCUGUGUCUGCUGUAUUUAUAUCCUCAUCUUUAAUUUAUUUAUUUUAAACCUUAUUAUUAAAGUUCUUUGGUAAACAUAUUGUCUUUGUCAUUGCUCUGGAAUUAUUAUAAAAAUUAAGGUAAUCUUUAUUAUUUAAUUUUCCCAAUAACAAAUUUAAAUUCCCGCCAAAUAAAUUCUAAUAAAAAUCCCAUCUCUAAGCCGCGAAAAGCUUGUAUGGUUUCACCUCUGCCAAGUGAAAAGAAAAGCGGCCACAGUUUGGAAAGACUUUUCCGUUCAAUCAGUCUCAAUUUCUGUAGAAGAUGGCCUCUGAAAUCCAGGAAUUCUUCAGAAAUAAAACCAUUUUCCUAACAGGAGCCACAGGAUUUUUGGGAAGAGUUAUUACCGAGAAACUCCUGCGAACAACGGAGGUGACAAGGAUCUAUGCAUUAAUCAGACCCAAGAGGGGUCUCUCCAUCGGAGAACGUCUCAAAAGCUGGCGAAAGGAUCCAGUUUUUAAGGAGCUACUGAGAGUAAAGCCAGAGGCUCUGGAAAGGCUUACUCCCAUUCCUGGGGAUUGCCUGCAGCAGGAUCUGAGCAUCAGUGCUUCGGACCAAAGGAUCCUGAUCUCCGAAGUGCAGGUGGUAAUCCAUGGCGCUGGAAUUAUUCGUCCUGAUGAAGCCCUGCACUUAUCCCUGGCCACCAAUGUGCGUGCUACCCGGCGGAUGCUUGAGUUGGCCAAGCAAAUGAUCCACCUCGAGUCCUUCGUCCACAUUUCCAGUGCCUACUCCAAGUACAUGAAGUGUCCUGUCGAGGAGAGGUUUUAUCCCGAACAUUUAAGCUACAGUUCAGACAGGAUUCUAGCUGUGGGAGAGCUGCUAGGCCACGACCUGCUGGACGAGAUUACCACAGUCCUAGUGGGAUCCUUUCCCAAUACUUGUCUCUACACCAAGGCUUUGGCAGAGGAUGUGAUCCUGCGAGAGACAGGUGACUUGCCGCUUUGUGUUUUUCGAACUGGAAUUAUAAUGUCCACCUACAAGGAGCCUGUGACUGGCUGGGCAGGACAUGUCUCUGGACCCCUGGGUCUCCUGGUGCCCAUUCUGGGCGGCGUGGUGCGUGUUAUCCAGGCAGAUCGUCGGGCUCAGAUCGCCGUGGUGCCAGCAGAUUUUAGCGCCAACCUGAUCCUGGCUUGUGCCUGGAAAACUGCUGAAAAUGUACGACAACGGGGGAAACCCCCUAUCAUAUACACUCUGGCUCCGAGUGAGGAAAAUCCUUUGAGCUGCGGCACCUUGAUCGAUUCCUGUCUGUCCCAAUGCGAUCGUAUUCCUCCCACAAGGAUGAUGUGGUAUCCAUUCCUGCUGUGCAUUUCAUCUGGAUUUUUCUACCAGCUAGCCACCUUUUUCCUGCACAUCCUGCCGGGUUACUGCCUGGACAUCUUGCUGCGCCUGCAGUGGCGGGAAUCUGUCCUGAUGAAUCUGUACGAAAGGAUCCACAAGAACAUUUCCGAUCUGGCUCCAUUUAGCAAUCAUUCCUGGCACUUUUGCAUGGACAACACUCGGGAAUUGUUGGAUUCCUUGUCUGAGCAGGAUCGUCGAAUGUAUGACUUCGACAUGGCUAACCUGGACUGGCAGGACUACUUCCGGUGCGUCAUGGAGGGAAUGCGUCUAUACAUAGCCAAGGAUCAGCCCACAUUGGAGUCUUAUGGCAAGGGUCUGAGGCUCAGGAAUCGACUAAAGAUUCAGCACUAUGUUUUCUGUGCUUUUCUGGUCUCAACAGCGGCUUAUGUCCUGUGGCAGCUGGCCAGGAUGUUUAUUGAAAGUAUUACCGAAAGCUGAAAGUAAGAAUUUAUAUUUUGA